GCGGAGCGGGCGGCCUCGGCGCUGGGGCGGGCGGUGCCUGCCGGCCCGCUGGGACGUGAAGCGCGUCCUGCCGGGCGGGGCUGCGGCCUUACCGCCGGCGCGUUCGUCGCGGGGGCGGUUCGGGUUCGCCUGGUCCCGGCCUUCCAGCUCCCGGCAUCGAGCGCGCCGGGCGCGUUCGCUUUGAAGCGCUCGUUCUGCAGUGAGUGCGUGCGGCACCGCGGCGGCAAGCGGUGCUUCUGCUCAGCCCUGCGCCUCGCUUGGUUUUGUGCGGGGCCAGCUGGGUAAACCGGCUGUGCCUAUUGAAAAGCCGUCUGUGUUUCAGUCUCGUGUUGAAACUUCACCAAGGGACUGGUAAAUGCGUUUCCGUGCUGCUGCUACAGAUCAGCACAUCCUCUUGCCACGUUGCUGGUAGGAUUUGUUUUUAUCUGCCUUUGCAGAAUUGAGGUAUUUCCCCUGCCUCACGCUCUCCUUCAGCUGGACUGCUCACGAAGUGGUGCUGUAACAAGAGCAGGAGCUGUCUGAAAAGCGACCUGCCAAACACCCUUUUCUCUUUCCCCCAAGCUAGAUCCCUUGCCCAGCUGAUGGCGUGGUCUCAAAAACAGUUGCGAUGGCCCACGGCCCGGAGCAAGCAGCCGGCUGGGAGACGGGCUGGUGACUUCUGAUACAACCAGACACUUAAGGGAAGGAUUCAUAAAGAGAAGCCUGGAAAGACUAAAGCUGCAAGAACAGGAGUUGAAAAAAAGGAAAGAAAAUUUUUAAAAAGGGGGAGGGAAAAAAAAGAAGAGGUUUGAAAGGUGAGGCUGGACUUUAGAGAAUGUCCAUCAGCUGUUCCUUCAGAUUGUUACACUAUUUCAUACCAAGUGGCAUCCAAGAAGGGAGUGUCAACUGUAAGAACCCAGGCUUUGAGGAAACAGGAAUCCAAGAACUUGAACCAAUGCCUCAUAGUUUUUAAUGUGUGUUACUGUGGGAAAGAAAAGCAACCUAACUCAGUGUGUAAGGCAUCAGAUGGCAUCUGUGUUAUGAGAAAGUGGUUGGACUAGAGACAUUCUGAGAUCCUUUCAGACUUGACCAUUCUAUGCUUCUGUGGACCUGGAGUGAAAUCUGAGAGCUGCUGCCCUCGGAUUGCACUGAGGCUUAAGGCUCUGCAUGAGGUUGUUUUCUUGUGUUGCUUAUAAACUUAUUUCUAUUAUUCUAUGCUGCAGCAUCACAAAUCAAUGUCUUUAUGCUUUGAAGUAAAGUUAAUGUGACAGACAUUUCUAGGUGCCUCCCAAGUGACUGUAAGGUCCAAAGCUAGGAAUGAGCACUGUUUUUCUGCCUUUCCUUCCACCCUUUUUUACACAUUGGUUUUUUUUUUUUUCAUUGUUGUUAUCUUUAGAGCAGUGGUUUUGAAUUUUGUAUAUGAGUAACAGUAGUAUAUAAAAGCUUAGAUGCUGUGGGUAGUCUGCUUGUAUUGCAUCCUACACUGUCACUGGUAAUUAACCAUGUUACCCACCUUCAUGUCUAAAGAAAAGCAAAGAAAAGAAAACCAACAAAACAAAAACAAAAGAACACCCUGAAUUUUAGAAUGUUAUGGCAGUAGCACAAAUAGAACUUGGUCAGGUCGGAUGGGGCUCUGAGCACCUGAUGAAGCUGUAGGUGUCCCCGUUCAUUGCAGAGGGGUUGGACCAGACAGCCUUUGAAGGUCCCUUCUAACUCAAACGAUUCUGUGAUUCCAACAUGGUAUAUAAAAUGUUGGAUCUCUGAAAACAUUGCUGUGUUUCUAUUUUUAAUUGAAUAUAUUCUUACUCAAAUGCUUUAAAGUUAGGAAUUUUAAAUACUUGUGUGAACACUUUGUUCCUUGAGUUUUCUGGAGUUUUCCAUAUUAUAUCAUGUUGGCUGUUUAGUAGAUCUAUUUUCUACAGGACAAGGUUUCAAAAAAGCAGUGGCAGCUUCAACUUGAAUUUUUAUAACAAUGGAAGUGGUCUUGUAAUUCUUAAUGUCACCCUCAUGCUAAUCUAUAGGGGAGCUUUGUUAAGGUAAGAAUUAGAUCCAUAUACUUAGUCUCUGAUUGUGUCCUUGGAGACAAAAGAUAAUGUGGGUCUGUCUUCUUGGCAGUGUGUAUAAAGAAAACCCUAGAAUACAAACCAUUAGAAGAGGUAAAUGCAGAACUACUAUGUUCUAAAUGUGUGCAUCAGUUAGAUGGAUGUCAUCAACAUGUGUUGUUUCUUUAAACAUGUUAUUGUAACAACCAUCAUUUCUUAUUAGUCUAAUGUGGGUUCUUGGUGACAGGUUGCUUAUUAUUAGCAGUUCAAAGUCUGACAUCCAGUUUCCUAGGACUCCAAGUGUAAAACAAGUGUCAUCUAAAUUGUCCCAUAUUGAUAAUUACCUAGAAAAAAACGUGAUGAUGAACAAAAGGUUCAAGAGAGAAAAAAGAAAGCUAAGCUCAAGAAGAGAGGAGAGGCAGAUAGAUGGAGAUGAAAAGCAUCCCCAAAAGCAGCACAAAGUACCAGCUGAAGAACAGCAGUGGCCAGAGAAUGUGCCUGAAUGGGAAGAAAGGAAAUCCCUGCUAGCUCAGAGAAGAGCGGAGUCUGUCAGACUGCUUACAGUGCUGUUAAACCAUGUGAAAGACUUUGUGCAGUUGGCAAGUCAGAAAGUGGAUCCUUCACUGGGCGUAAGGAAGGAUGAUUCCUUUUCUGAACCAGCAUUAAAAGCCAUACACCAGAAACAGAUUAACUCCUGUUAUCUUAUGCACAAAGAUUUGGAACACGAGGAAGAACUUAAGUGUCAGUUAACCCAAAAAAAUAGCAGCUUACGUUGUGAGGACGGAGAUUUGACUGCCUUCUGUGCAUCUACUUCUCAUAUAGUCAAAACAAUUUUAAAUGACCCCGCUCCAGCUCUGAGUUCUGACAGAUUGACUGGCAGAGAUGCAUACAACUCCUCCUUUGGCUGUGGAUCUUUACUGAUUACAGUGACUCAAGACUGCAAGGUCAUUGAAUCUCUAGAUGGAAGGGACUGCCAAACACUGAACGUGGUUCACGCACAGACAGGGUCUGAAGAUGGUUACAGAAAGCAAAAGGUUUAUGAGACCGAUGAAUUCAUUCAUUAUUUAUUAAACUACUAUCAGACACCAAGCUAUGAACGUGUUUCCCUAGGGACAAAAAACUCUGCAAACAAGUCCUGGUGGAAGAGAGUGGUGUGCGAUGACGACAGUGGUUUUCACAUCAGCUUGUGUAACAAGCAAGGUCAGCAUUUCAGAGAAGUGAGUCUUGUACAGAAUCUCAACAGCAGAAAUUGCAUUGGUGAUGAUAACUGUAGACUAGUGAUCACUGCUGGGGAAUUUGAAUCAACAGACACAGUGUUGAAAAAUAAGACCUGCGCAGAUAGGCUCGCAAAGAAGUUGCAAAUACAGAGGGAUGACACACUCACUGUUGAUUUCUUAUCACAUGCUGAACCAAAUCAUUCUUUGGAUUGCACUGCUGCUGCUCGUGAUGAGGAAUUUGAACGAGAAGAUGGUAGAAAUGAAGUUACCAAACCAUACAAAACUUGUAGAUCUUACAAAUUACAGGACGUGUUGGAAGAGAUCAGUGAUUCUGAGUACUUCAGUGAGGCAUGCAGCGGUGCAGUGAAGAGUACAGAAAGGAGCGAACAGAUUCACAGCAAUUGUAAUAAAGGGUGCUUGCCUGCAAUAGAGAAAGAGAGAAAAUUACUGGUUUAUUUCAAGAAUGUAACUCUGGAAGGUCAAACAAAGGAAAGCAGCAAAUGUAACUUCUGUUCUAAUUCUGCCCGUGAGGGCUUGGCUAGGCAGUGUGAUCAUAACCUUGAAAAGUCAUGCAAGAGGUCUAGCAGUAAAUUAAGACAUAAAGGACAGAAAAGUGAGAGACAUUUCAGGGAAGAGGAGGGAAACACUUACAAAAUGAAGAAAAAGAGGAAAAAGCUUUCUUCUGAUUUUUUAUCUGAUGAAUGUGACUUUUCAGAGACCGAGAGUUGCUUACAGCUGGAGUCACUCAGAAAGAUACAAAGAAAAUGUAAUAAAGCGUUCCACAACAAAGUGAAAUUCAAGACACUUCACGCAGGCACAGCAGCACCAGGCAUCACUGCUUCUGAUUGCUUUCCACUUCAGGAGACUCUCCGGUGCACAGGAGAUGAGAGGAAAUUAAUAUUGAGAAGAGAGAUGGAUGCAGAUGAAAGAGGAUGCCCUCUCUUUCCUCUCGAGAUAAUUCAGACAAACCCCUGCUCAGACACUUUCUGUGGAGCAGAGCCCAGAAGAGGAUGCUGAACAGCUACUAUAUAAUAGCUCUUAAGCUCCUAUGUAAAAGUGGAAGAAGAAAGCCCUUUAGCCGUUAAAAGGUAUUGGAAAUACUUGGGCUUUUUUUCCUUAGACAAUUCCUUCAGUUAGAAUUGUCUAACUGGUGUAGCAAGCCACAAAAACAGAAUCUUUAUUUACCUUUUGGAUGCAAGGACCAAAAUUUUCUCCAGGGCCAGACAAGCUUUUGUGGACCAGUUGCUAAGAAUUUGAAGAUUUAUGGAUUCAGAUCUCAGAGAUAAACUCUGACUGACAUUUACACAACUCCCUAUGUUUACAGAUACGGUAUUUAGUAAUAUCAAGUCCCUAGAAAAAAAAACAAAAACAACAACAAGCACAUAGAUAUAUAGAUCAUAGAGCAAGGAUAUGAAGUGCCUUCUCAAUCAGAUUGUUAAAAUGAUGGAAUUGGAAGCUGUGGGGGACAUUUAUAUGUAAUGGUGGAGAAUAAUAGAUUUCUAAAUAAGAAAAAAAUAUAUAGUGUUCACAGUGGAAAAAUACUUGUUUACUAUUCACAAUUCCGAAAGCGUUUCUGAAAACCUGCUGGUCUUUGGAAGGAAGGAUUUCACAAUAACUGCUAGAUGUAGCGCUUCUGAGAAUCUGAUUUUCUAAGCACAGCUCUGAAUGUUGGACAGUAAAAGAGCAAUGUCUGUCAGCAUAUUGACAGCUCAUACUUAUGCAGGUUGAAAAUACCAUAGAAUCAUAAAGUCACACCGUGGCUUGGGUUGGAAGAGACCUUAAAGCCCCCCAGCCCCAUCCAUGCCAUGGGCUGGCUGCCCACCCAGCCCAGCCUUGGGCACCUCCAGGGAUGGGUGCACACACCCUCUGCCAGGGCCUCAUUGCCAUCUGAAUAAAGAAUUUCCUCCUCACAUCUGACCUGUAUUUCCCCUUUUAGUUUAAAACCAUUUUCCCUUAUCCUAUCACUAUCAGACCAUGUAAAAAGCUGGUCCCUCUCCUGCUUAUAAACUCCCCUCAAGUUCUGAGAGGCUGCAGUGAGGUCCCCCUGGAGCCUUCUUUUCUCCAGGCUGAACAAGCCCAGCUCCCUCAGCCCUUUUUUAGAGGAGAGGUGCUCCAGCUCUCUGAACAUCUUUGUGGCUUCCUCUUGUACCCGCUCCAACAGCCCCACAUCCUCCUUGUGCUGGGGGCCCCAGGCCUGGUUGCAAUACUGCAGAUGGGGCCUCACGAGGGCAGAGCAGAUGCAGACAA
Phasianus colchicus (ring-necked pheasant) is the source of this 5485-nucleotide messenger RNA. RefSeq names its product A-kinase anchor protein 17B. Gene Ontology annotation, biological process: regulation of RNA splicing. Gene Ontology annotation, cellular component: cytosol; nuclear speck. The record is from RefSeq and is a predicted model, not a curated record. NCBI's taxonomy places the organism in Eukaryota, Metazoa, Chordata, Aves, Galliformes, Phasianidae. Gene Ontology annotation, molecular function: RNA binding; protein kinase A binding.